AUGAUGGGACCUUGGUUUGGUUAUCUCAAGUUAUUCAAUACUGGUUUGGAGAAAUUACCUACUGUAAAGGGCAAAGUGUGGCGUGGGAUAUCUAUUAAUAUAGCUGACAACUUGAAAGAAAAUCAAGAUAUCAUUUGGGGCUGUUUCAGUUCAUGUUCAUCUUCAAUUCAUGUAAUUAAGCCUUAUCUUGAUAACAAGGCGAUGCUUUGCUCAAUCGAAACGAUAAGUGGCAAGAAUAUUCGUGGUUAUACCCGUUGUAUAAAAGACGAUGAAGUCUUAUUGCUUCCAGGUAUCCAUUUACGUGUUAAAAAGAUCGGUUAUGAUUCUUCUAUCCGCCAACGUGUUAUACAGUUGGUAGAAAUCGCUGAUGAAAAUCGUAACCAGUCGGCAUCUAUUCAUAAUCCUAUAUCUUCAACAAACAAAUCAGUUGAGAAUGCUUCAGUCAAUGGAGAGAUCUACGAGGACCGCUCUGCUGACGCGAAAGCAAGUGGAGAUGGAGUUCGUAUUUGUUCAAAUGGUGAUCGUUAUGAAGGAGAUUUCAUGAAUGGUAAGAUGCAUGGAUAUGGUAGUCUCUCUUGUGCUAAUGGUUAUACAUAUAUGGGUUGUUGGAUAGCUGAUAAACCUUAUGGUAAUGGAAUAAGUACCUGGCCGAAUGGAAAUCAUUACGAAGGCUUUCAUGAAAGUGGCAAAAUACACCAUUGUGGCACAUAUUGUUCUGUGAAGGGAGACAAAUAUGAAGGCAAUUUCAUUGAUGGAAAGGCGCAUGGAAAAGGUUUACGCAUUUGGGCGGAUGGUGAUCAAUAUGAAGGCGAAUUCAAAGAUGAUAAAAAACAUGGAUAUGGAACGUACACUUAUGCAAGUGGUGGUAAAUAUAAAGGACAUUGGGCCAAUGAUGAAAUGAAUGGUAUGGGAACACUUGAAUGGCCUAGUGGAAGUUAUUAUGAAGGAUCAUUUAAAAAUGGAAAAAGACAUGGCAUAGGCAAGUUGACCUUUGUUAAUGGUAGAGUUCAAUAUGGUACUUGGGAAAACGACAAAUUUAUUGGUUAG
This is a messenger RNA of Rotaria sp. Silwood1, 1047 nucleotides long. The record is from the annotation of a GenBank genome assembly. Lineage: Eukaryota; Metazoa; Rotifera; Eurotatoria; Philodinida; Philodinidae.